Messenger RNA from Rotaria sp. Silwood1, 1092 nucleotides. The record is from the annotation of a GenBank genome assembly. Lineage: Eukaryota; Metazoa; Rotifera; Eurotatoria; Philodinida; Philodinidae.
AUGGCGUUAGAUACUGGUGAAAAAACUAUUAUUAAUUAUGCUACUGAAGGUAGUUUUGAAGAUGUUGAACAUUUACUUAAAAAUCAUGUUCCUGUUGAUGUUCAUGAUGAGCAUGGGAUGACACCAUUGCAACAUGCAGCAUUUAAAGGACAUGCAAAUAUAUGUUCUCUUUUAUUAGCACAUGGUGCUAAUGUUAAUGAUCAUGAGCAUGAUCAAGGUUAUACGGCUCUUAUGUUUGCUGCUCUUUCAGGUAAUAGAGAAGUUGUUCGUAUUCUUCUUGAAGCAGGUGCUAAAACUCAUCAAACAAAUCGUAUUGGACGAACAGCAUCUCAAUUAGCUGCAUUUACUGGACAAAAACAAUGUGUUGAUACAAUAAAUAAUUAUGUAACACUUGAAGAUUUAAAAUAUUAUACGAUUCCACAAGGCCAAGAAACAGAAGGUAAAUUACCGGAAUCUUGUAUGCAUGGUUUUCAACGUUUACUUAUUACAAUUAAUUUCAAUCCUGUUCAUUUGCUCAAUAUUAUUUGUAAAUAUUCAGAAUUAUAUCAACCAAGUUCAAAUCUUAAACGAAUUUCUAAUACACUUUCAUUUAUAAUUGAACGAUCAUUAGAUCCAUAUCAUACAAAUGAACCAAAUGAUACACUUGCAAUUAAAUCACAUUAUAUAAAAACAUUAAUUGAUACUUUAUUAGAAAAAAAUAUAGAUAAUAUUGAAAAAGUUUGUAAUGAAUUACGUAAAAAAUUUGUACAUGAAAAUGAAAAUGAUAAUUUUCGAAUGUAUGAAGAAAAAUUUAUUCGAGAAACUAUUCGUAAUUUUCCUUAUAAACAAUGUCCACUUCUUCAACAACUCGUCAGACUUAUUGCUCCAAUUGAAUUAGGUCAAAAGCCAUCCGCUCUAUCUGUCUUAACUACAACUCUCAAUGGACAUGCUUUUGAAGAUGAAACACAUAAUCGUUGUGAUGCUUGUAGUCAACUGAAUGCUAAUCGUCGUUGUGCUGCAUGCAAAUCGGCGUAUUAUUGCGACGAAUCAUGUCAACGAUUAUGUUGGCCAACUCAUAAGCGUAUCUGUUCGUCAUUAAAUAAAGAUAAAUGA